AUGGCAGUUAAUCUUCCCAAGGUCCAUAUUUUGGGCCAUUCUUUUGAUAAGCACUUGUCUCGGGACAUUAGCAGGGGUUCUAACGACAGAACGGAUUUUUAUUUUGGCCUCCAGGGCUGUCUUUCAGUACAUUUCUACGGCGUGAGUGGACGUACCGUUGACAAACUUCAUGCUUUCAAUCUUGGUGUAAUCCAUUUCUCUGCCCCUGAAAUUGUUAUCCUGGAGAUCGGCACUAAUGACCUCGCUAAUUUGCCGCCAGAAGUGAUAGGUUCGGCGCUGGAUGAUCUAAUUCAGUUGCUUUUAUCUAGUUUUCCUGUGCAUGUGGUUGGUUGGUGUUAUGUCAUACCUCGUGGUCUCUCGCAUCCUGACUCGGCGCUCUUCAGGCAGGGAGCUGAAAUACUGAACAAUUAUGUUAGUGUGGUACUCGAUUCUACCCCCAAUGUUUUUUGUUGGCACCACAGAGUUUUUAAUCAUCCAGCUAAGGAUUAUUAUUUACCAGAUGGUGUUCAUUUGAACUCUGCUGGCCAGUAUCAUUUGUAUCGUAGCUCUCGUAGGGCCAUUUUGAAAGCUUUGUCCUACCUUUAAUGUUUAAUAAAGCGUGGGGUUUUUGUUUUUCGCUAACUUUACCCGGAGUUUCAUCCUCAUGAAAUUUGAUCAAAAAGUAGUUCAUAGUUUGUUCACCGGGUGUAUCCCUUGCCUGAUGCGGACGUUGACCUUGUCCUCAAAUCACGCAUUGUACUCUCUAAGUAGCCGAAGAUUAUCCUCCAAGUUUAUUUUAUAUACAAGGUGUACUCCUUGCAGUUUGUCUUUUUCUGUCGGACAUUGUACUCGUUCCAUGUGGUGUAUUCCACAUUACAGAAGGUUAUCUUCUUGUUUUUUAUAUGUAGGGUGUAUUCUUUGCAGUUUGUAUUUCUGCUGGAGUUUGUCCUCAGACCAUGUGGUGUACUCCAUGUUACAGAGGGAUAUCCUCUUGUUCGAAUUUGUGCGGGCAGUUUAUAAUUAGGCUUUUAGCAUCAACUUUAUCAUUGACAGGUUUUCCUUGCCCUAUUUAUUUCAUGAUUUUAUUUGUGCGUGUCGUAUCAUCUUGUUUUUAGCCCAUGUCUCGUUGGGAUUCUUUUCUCGAAUGGAUACUACUUUUCUGGAACGCUUUGAUUCUGCCAUCUUUCUUUUGCUCCCUGUAAUUUUAGUACUACUCAGAGAUGUCGAUUCAACGUUCUCCUCGCGCCUGUGCUCCAUCCAACCUAGCUGUACAAGCUGCAGCCAGUGGUCAGCCUUCCAGAAUGCGGUUGCACAGCGGUGGACCAUCAUCUGUUUCUUCCCUUGCAGUCCUUCCGCGAGGGUACAGGAGAUUCCCCUGA
This is a messenger RNA of Porites evermanni, 1358 nucleotides long. The record is from the annotation of a GenBank genome assembly. NCBI's taxonomy places the organism in Eukaryota, Metazoa, Cnidaria, Anthozoa, Scleractinia, Poritidae.